AUGGAAAACAUUCAAAAGGAACUUAUAUCCUUGAGGCCAUAUAUUGAAGAAGCUUUGCAGGAAGGGCUGGAGCUUUUUGAACCACAAGAUCUUGACGAUCGUGUUACAAAAAUGAUAUACAAGCUGGAGUAUGUCGCCGACUCCAUCAAGCCGGCACGAAAUUGCAGUAACAAAGACAGAGGCCAUCAGGUCCCUGCGAAAUCAAGCGGCAUAGCAAGAGCAUCUAAAGCGAAAAUUGAGAAGUUGGUGUUCCGCCUUCUUGAUCAGGAGAAAGUUAUUGCUAAAAGGCUGACAACGGGAACCUCCCAAAGAAAUCUGGUCGCUAUUGUUGGAACGUUUGGGUUGGGGAAAACAACACUUGCCAACAUUGUAUAUGAUGAUCCAAGAAUAUCGCGUCACUUCAAGUGCCGCGCAUGGUAUUAUGUUUCCCAAACAUAUGAGAAAAGGGAUUUGUUGCUACAAGUUUUGGGAGACAUACAAAGGCGUGGCGAGAAAAUUCAUGAUAUGGAUGAAGCUGAUUUGGAAUUAAGAUUGCAAAGAUGCUUAAGCAGAAAGAGGUACCUUGUAGUUUUGGACAAUCUUUGGGAUGUUAGAGCUUGGGAAGCCAUACAAACAUCAUUCCCUGAUGAUGGAAAUGGAAGCAGAAUUAUGAUAACCAACUGCUCAUAUGAUGUUGUCCUGAGGAGUUGGAACAAGUUGGAAAAGAAAUCGCUGAACGAUGUGAAGAAUUACUUCUGGCUGCCAUUUCAGUUGCUGAAAACUGAUGAGAAAAGCUUCGAGGAAGAAGAAGAAGAUGCCCUGAUGGAGGUAAUUGAUCGCGGACUCUUGAUAAUUGCCAAAAGAAAAUCCACUGGAGGGUUAAAAUCAUGUCGAAUGCAUGUGCUGUUGGAUCCAUUAUGUCUCUCAAAAUCAGAAGCUGAGAACUUCUCGCAAAGGAUUACAUUGUAUGAUGAACCAUAUCAUGGAAUUGAUUUAGAUCGCGAAGAUCCUUCAAGUCUCGCAAAAUAUGAGAAGUAUCGCGUUUGUGUUCAUUUGAAGCGUAAGGAUUAUGUUGAUUCAAGACCUUUAGGCCCUUUUGCACGUUAUCUCAUAUACAUUGCCUCUGAUGAUGCUCAUCCAAAAGAUGCAUAUAACCUCUCAUUCAUAUUUGAAGACUUCAAACUUCUCAGGGUCAUCAAUAAAUGCUCUCCGAAACUAGAAACUUUGAUUGUGAAGGGAUUAAGUCGUAUACUUCUGCCAGAUAACUUUUGGCUCCUGAAAAGUUUAAGGCAUGCAUAUAUUAAGGGCGAAGCUACUGUGGACAUAAAUGGUUACAGGUUUGGUACUUCAAAUUUGCUGGAUAAGUUGCUGAAAUUUUCUUCACCAUCUCUUCUGUAUGGCAAAAAUGCAGAGGGAAUACUAAGAAAGUUUCCAAAUAUCCAGAAGUUGAAUUGCACAUUUCAUGACUCGCUACAUUAUACGGAGACUAACGCAAUCCAGCUGCAGCAGAAUUUUCUCUACCAUGGCCUGACUUGGGACAUGAAGAAAGAGAAGUUUCGUAAACUGAAGUUCUUGAAGUUGGAUUCCUUGAAUAUCAUUCAAUGGAAUGCUUUUUUAUAUCAUCUUCCCAAACUGGAGCAACUGGUGUUAUGGAAUUACAAGGACCUUGAAGAUGUUCCAUAUGGAUUUUCGGCGAUUCCUACAUUGCAGAUCAUCGAAGUGAAAUGGUGUUCAGAAUCUCUUGAAGAGUCCAUCAAAUAUUUAGAGGAAUCAAUUGAAGGUCUUCAAGUGCUCAUCAGUCAUUGA
Messenger RNA from Oldenlandia corymbosa var. corymbosa, 1785 nucleotides. Lineage: Eukaryota; Viridiplantae; Streptophyta; Magnoliopsida; Gentianales; Rubiaceae. The record is from the annotation of a GenBank genome assembly.